Messenger RNA from Suillus subalutaceus, 1074 nucleotides. RefSeq lists its product as uncharacterized. Bases 1 to 1074 code for a protein of 357 amino acids. The record is from RefSeq and is a predicted model, not a curated record. The transcript has 6 exons. NCBI's taxonomy places the organism in Eukaryota, Fungi, Basidiomycota, Agaricomycetes, Boletales, Suillaceae.
AUGUGUUAUUUAACUCGUCCUUCAUGGAAUACCCCCGGUCCCAACGCCUCGCCUCCAGCUUGGCACGAUGCUCGCUAUGACGGGUGGCCCAGCCCUCCAAUACAGCUUCCCCAUGUCGCUUCGCCGUCGUUCAACAAGCCUGCUGAACGGCAUGUCACAUUUGCAACCGACACCCCGUCAAACCGUCGUCCCCGUGACGGUAACGUCACUCAUGCCCAACCUCACUCGGUUCAUCUUCAACAUGACACUCACCCACGUGCAAAUUCUGGGGUGCAAGAUAUAAUAUGGCCAGUCAAAUACCGACACCACAACGUUUCUAAGUCGUGCAUGUGGAACAGUGGCACUUACCAGAAUCAAAGCACUUUUGAGUUGCCCACCGCAGCUCAACACAACAAAGAGAACGCAGCGAUUAGACAUGACCCUGUACGACGAACAAAGGAUUCAAUGCCACUAAUCAACAAGGACACACAAAUCGCUUACCCCCUCGCAGCACCAUGCGUGCCACUGGUAUAUGAUCUGCGAUACCCACCCAACUCUUUCCGUCUUCCACCAUCAUCUCCGUAUGAUGGACGGGGAUCUGAGUUCCUUCGAGUGCCACUCACACCAGCACGGCACGACCAAAUACGGCUGAUCAGCCAAGACUUUCCCUGGGCAUUCAACAUUGGCCCCGCGCCCGGUGCUACAGAACAGGUUGUGACGUGUCUUGAUGUCCUCACUGCGCUACACGCUGCAUUGCAGCGUCCACUCUCAGACACAGAGUGGGGAGCCGCUGCAGAGGAUAAACAUGCGAGCCUUAUCAGAGCGCGCGAUCGUCGGCUAAAUAUGAAACCUGCUUUGCGCAGGAGUUCCAGUACCGGGGCAUGCACUACUGCCAGGCCUAGAGUGCGAUUUGCAUCUGAUGUGGAUACGCAACCUGCGCGACGAGAGUCUUCGAUACUCCGUGUGGACUGGCUCGGGUCUCGUGUUAUGUUUGGGGGGCUCGUGAAGGAUGAGACGUUUGCGAGGAGGAGACUCAUUCCGGGUGCGAGAGAGCCACCCGAGACGUGGGUGGUGAGGUUCCAGAACCUAUCAUAA